Molecule: messenger RNA, 1669 nt
Organism: Hypoxylon trugodes
Lineage: Eukaryota; Fungi; Ascomycota; Sordariomycetes; Xylariales; Hypoxylaceae
Product: Yip1-domain-containing protein
Exons: 2
Coding region: 286-1224 (312 amino acids)
Biological process (GO): vesicle fusion with Golgi apparatus; endoplasmic reticulum to Golgi vesicle-mediated transport
Cellular component (GO): trans-Golgi network
Source: RefSeq, a predicted model, not a curated record
GACAGAUUCAUUUUUAGCGAUCCCUUCAACUUUUUUGAAGCACGAAAACACCACCAGCCAUCUAACCCACCGAACAACAUUCCACAACAUCCACCACGCCACGUAACCUUCCGACCGCCACUCAUCUCCUUCGAACCUCCUCUUCUUUGUUCGGGAAUAUAGAGAAGGCGGCUCAUUCUAAAUUAAUUUGUAUUCUAAUCCCCAAAUCUACGCGGUCCCGAAUAAUACAAACCGAGCGAGCUUCCUCCGAUCACCAUCCGUCUAGGUACUUAAUACCACGAAAAUAUGUCGCAAUACUACGGCGCGCCCCCUCCAAACCAAUACGUCGGCGGUGCAGCAGCUGCGCAAAACCUCCAAUUCUACCCGUCAUCCUACUCCCCCGGCGUCCCUGGUCAAGGAGCCCCGGCGCAAUCAUACGGCUAUGGCGCGCCUACGCCAGGGCCCGCCGCAUAUGGAGGGUUUGGCGCUGCACCGGGUGUAAGUGGGCGGAUGGGUGAACAAGGUGGUCUACGGACAGGUUGGCUCGCUGCUUUCUCGACGGAAGGAUAUGAUGGCGAACCGCCGUUACUGGAAGAAUUGGGAGUUAACUUCGAACACAUACAAAUGAAGACAUUAGCAGUUCUCAACCCCUUCGGCCGAAUAGAUCAACAUAUAAUGGACGACUCAGACCUCGGCGGUCCUAUUCUUUUCUUCCUCCUCUUCGGUACAUUUCUGCUUUUCAGUGGUAAGGUGCAUUUCGGAUAUAUCUACGGACUGGCACUUAUGGGCUCGGUCGCCCUACACACGAUCCUCUCGCUUAUGUCACCCGACGGCUCUAAUACCGCAUCGCCUGGACAUGCAGCGGCAGCGUAUUCCUCUGCACCAGGCUAUCCCGGCGAUCCUACUGCGGGUGGAAGAGACGAUGGCAAGGGACAUUUAAGCAAUAACCUUACGUUUGCGAGAAGCGCAAGUGUGCUAGGAUACUGCCUCUUACCUCUUGUUAUAACGAGUUUAAUAGGCAUUGUUGUACCGAUGGAUGGACCUCUCGGCUAUAUCCUUACAAGCGCGGCGAUUGUAUGGUGUACAACGAGCGCGAGUGGCAUGUUCUGCGCAGUGGGACGAAUGAUGCAGAUGAGGGCUCUAGUAGCGUACCCCCUAAUGCUGUUCUACGUUGGAUUCGGAAUCAUGAGCAUAUUUAGCAGCCGAGGGUCUGGUAGCCUAGGCAAAGCAGCAGGUGUGUCAUGAAGUACUGGUCGGAUUGUUGGAGACAUUAUAUCGAAUUAAAAAUUGUCUUGAGGGUCCAUGAUAGAGAAGAGAGGUUCCUCGGCCUGCCUUCCACUGACGAAGAAUCUACUCUACAUAAGCUUGGCGAUGAACUCAUUGCAGUGUGUUUACCUGUAGUGGUAGGUAGCAAUUCUGGGGAAGGGUGGUGGAGAUAUCUGGGUACGGAUGGAUGGUGUUAAUAGGAGUGAUGACCCAUCUUCUACCCAAGCAAACGGUUGAAUGAAAUACUACAAGAUACCUAACAAUUGCGACGUUGCUCCAGCCAUAAUCUGCUCCUGUGUAUAUAAAAAAAGAAAAGGGGCGAUAAAGUUCAUGAUGUACCUUAGUAUAUGCAGGCAGAUUCACGUGUCUGGACUUAUUAUCCCGCCUAACAAAUCACUCCCCGCUCCCUCGUUCACCCCACCAU